Selaginella moellendorffii is the source of this 1087-nucleotide messenger RNA. RefSeq names its product clavaminate synthase-like protein At3g21360. Bases 20 to 973 code for a protein of 317 amino acids. NCBI's taxonomy places the organism in Eukaryota, Viridiplantae, Streptophyta, Lycopodiopsida, Selaginellales, Selaginellaceae. The record is from RefSeq and is a predicted model, not a curated record. The transcript has 3 exons. Gene Ontology annotation, molecular function: oxidoreductase activity.
UCACUCGCUACUGUCAGCGAUGUACUUGCAAUCAUAUCUUCCUUUCCAAAAGGAGCUCGACAAUGGAUCGCCAUUUCCACUGGUUCUAACGCCGGCGAAAGGAUCGCCCAAGGGCGCUGGAGCUCUCGCCAGCGCCCUGCGAAUCCAGGAGCAGCGAUCGCAGCUGGAUGAGUGGCUGAUCAGGAGCGGCGCGAUUUUGCUGCGAGGAUUCGACGUAUGGACGGGGCAGGAGUUUGAUUCGAUCAUCGAUGCCCUGGGAUGGGAGGAGUACAACUACUUGGAGCUCGGUGGACUGGCCAAUCGAAAGAGGGUCCAUGGAAAGGUUCUCACCGCUAAUGAUCUUCCCCUGGAUUGGUACGUUGGUUACCACAACGAGGCAGCCUACCUCACGAAAUUCCCUUCAAAGCUGGCAUUUUUCGCUGCGAAGCCUCCGGAGCCUGGGACUGGAGGAGCCACUCCGAUCGUUCCAGGGCACGUCGUGUACAAGCGAGUUCUUGAGAGAAAACACUUGGCCGAGCAACUUCUCGACAAAGGCCCUGUUGUAACUCGCUCCUAUCUCAGCGACAAAGCUUUGAGAACCCAGGACAGGCAAACCGUCGAGACCAGAGCCAUGAAGCAGAACAUGACUCUAACUUGGCUCCCCGAAGGCGGUGCGAUUCUCGAGAGCAAGCCCUUGCAGCCAUUGUUUAAAGAAGAUAGUGCUGGAAGGAUGGCGAUCUUCACCAGCAUCGGAUCGUACGUAGAGUUCCGCAAGAUGCAGGAGGACUUUCCGAAGUCGACGAUCAGGUUUGAGGAUGGAACGGUGCUCCGUGAUGAAACCGCCGACGAACUGGUGGAGAUAAUGCUGGAGGAAGAGGUGGCGUUUCCAUGGGAGAAAGGUGACAUUCUUCUGGUGGACAACUCUGCUGUUCUGCACUCGAGGCAGAAAUGCACGUCUAAGGAGCGAGAAAUUCUUGUUUCUCUUGCUCAAUGAGUGGCAUAAGUUCUUACUUUAAAGUUCUAGAUAGUUCGAAAAGUUUGCGUUGAAAGGUUUUAGCUUUUCUGAAAGAUGUGCAAACAAAAUGUAAUCGCUCUUUAUUUUCUUAAA